UCACGGCGGUCUAGCUGGCGGUAUUUUUGUUUGGAUGUGGCGAAAAAACAGCUAUAGACGAAGCAUGUAAACUUUCUAAAGAUAUGUCAGAGAUCUUGAAUAUUACCUAGAAUACAUUAUCCUUAAAACUGUUUAAAGGUUUACAGUCCAACUGCGGAAUGGAACAGGAGGUCGAGGCUGUCAAGGCUGCUGCGGUGCCGCUCCUCUCGUCAGGUUGUGCAGAGGCAGUGCGGGACGAGCUGCUGGAUGAGUGUGAAGAACACUUUGAAGUUUUACAACAGCUUCAAAAUGAAAUCAUCUCAGCCGAUGAAGGGUCUGGGGACGGAGAGUCGAAUGAGGCAAUGAAUCGUUUGAAUGCCAUCAUGGUUGAGCUGGAAAAGUGGCAAGAAAUGGAGCCAAAAUUACUGUCAACAAACCCUGACAUUUUACUGACCAUCGGACAGGAAGAGCUGCAAAGACACAACCAUCAGCUAAAGAUGGUCCUUUCCUGCUCCCAAGCGAGGAGAGAUGCCUUAAAAGACGUUUUGCAAAGAGAGCAGGCAUGGCUGGAAGAGAAGAAAGAGGUACUGAGAGCGGUGUCCGAACGAGUCGUAACGUUACGUGAGGAAAACGAGAAGCUGACGGAACACAGUAUUUUACAGGACAUGAAGAGAAAAAUCACUAAGGUGAAGGAUUAUCACGGCACGCUCAUGGAGACGCUGAGCGACAUGUUAGCUGAGCAUUUUCCUCUCCCUGGUCAGUCAGCACUUGGCACCAAGAAAAAGAAGGGUGUUGUUCCAGAUUAUGGACAAAAUCUUAUCCCACUAAGUGAGAUCCUUGAGCAACUAACAAACAAAACCCUGGAAACUCCUCACGAGCCCUACGUGACCAUUGAUGACUUCUUCUGGCCUCCGUACAUAGAGAUGCUUCUUCGAAACGGAAUUGCAGUCAGACACCCAGAGGACUGCAAUAAAAUCCGGCUGGAAAUAUUCCAUUAAUUUUUUUUACCUACUGAUCAGGCUUAAUCAAACAACCCAUCAUGAGACAUAUGUACAGUCCUUUAUGCACUUGUUUUUUGUUUGUUUUUUGGUGUGUAUUUAAAAAGCAAUCUGGCAAAUAAAAUAGCUGAAAAUGUCA
Tachysurus vachellii is the source of this 1116-nucleotide messenger RNA. It is a transcript of the gene cenpk, whose product is annotated as centromere protein K. The transcript has 10 exons. Gene Ontology annotation, biological process: mitotic sister chromatid segregation; kinetochore assembly. Lineage: Eukaryota; Metazoa; Chordata; Actinopteri; Siluriformes; Bagridae. Gene Ontology annotation, cellular component: nucleus. The record is from RefSeq and is a predicted model, not a curated record. The coding region runs from base 159 to 977 and encodes 272 amino acids.